CAGUUUGUUUUUUUUUUUUAGAUUUGCUCACAAAAAACAGAUGUGUUAAAUUAUUGGGUGUUAUUUAUUCAGUUAAUGUUUUGCAGGUGGUCAUAACUUCAGUUUUUGAAAAAAGCAUAUCAAAGAAAGUAGAAGAUCCUCCUUUUCCAAGUGUCCCACUGGGGAAACAUGACGGAAAAAUUCUAGCUCAAUUCAGAAUGUAAUUGAAUCAGUCACUGGAAUUUUCUGUAGUUUGUCACAUUGUUUUAUUAAUACUACAAGACAGUAAGAUGCCUGUUUAGAGAUAUUUAUGAUCUGAAUUAAAUCACAGACUAAUAUAAUAGUUGAGGUUGGGAGGGAUCUCUGGAGAUCAUCUAGUCCACCCCCCUCCCCUUCCUUGAGCACCAACUUCCUUCUCUGAGUAGGAUCGGUAAGAGCAGGCUGCCCAGGACCAUGUCCAGUUGGAUUUUGAGCAUCUCCAAGGAAGGAGACUCCACAACCUCUCUGGGCAACUUGUUCCAGUGUUUGAUCACUUUUACAGUAUAAAUUUUUUUUUUUAAACAAUUUCUUGUAUUUCAAUUUAUGCCCAUUGCCUCCUGUCCUUUCAGCGGAUACCACAGAGAAGAGUCUGGUUCCAUCGUCUUUACUCUCUCCCUUCAGGGCUAGAACAUACAUGAUUUGAAAGUGUGUGAUUUGAUCAGAAAUGAGGAAGAGUUUGAUGAAAUUCCUAUUGAUACAAAGCUUGAACAAUCACUACAAUAAGGACAGGAUCAGAUUUUAAGAACUAAUACCAAGCAGAAGAUUUACACCCUCCCAAGACUUCCCACAACUGGGACAUUAAACCACAAUACCAACACCAUAAUACCAACACCACCAGAACAAGGCAAUCCAUUAAAAGAAUAAACAGUGGUUAGCGAAAGAACUGGUGGUAUUCCCAUUGAAGAUCACAUUUUGCAGAUGAUGUUCUGCACUCACUUGGCUGCCAUAGUGUGUUAAAGGUUUUAUUGUUUAAAGGAAUUCUACAAGGAAAAUGAAUGCAGUAUGAGCAUGAAAAUGCAGUAUGAGCAUGAAAACAAGGAUGGUGAUGUUGUGUCGGACCAAAGUAUCCUGUCUUCAGCAGUGGCCAGCAGUGGAUAUCAGGCUAGGACCAGGGCAAGCUGAUGUGAUGCUUCCCCAGAAUACUCUUUCAUUCUCCGGCAGUUUGCAGAGGCAGCGUUUUGUACCCAGGUAUAGGGCAUCCACGUGCGGGCUGCGACGUUUCGGUCAGAUCCGGGCACGGCAUGAAGGCUAAACCUGGCUUCCCCGGGAGAAGAGAGUGGCCCGGUGGCGCCGGGGCUGUGAACCAGGCUGCUGGCGUGCAAGAGCAGACCACCCGCAGGCUGCUUCCCGGCUUGUGUGGCAGCAAAUUAAAUCCCAAGGAUGAAUGCUGUGCAGAGAGAUCAGUGCUUGCCCAGCCAACAUUUGUCUUUGAAAAGAAGGACCAUCCUUCAAAGAGGCCUGCAGAAGACCCAGUUUGCAAAGCUGAAAAUGAUUUCAUUAGUUGUUCCAGAAAACGUGCAAGAUCAUCAUCUUUUACUCUCCAGAAGUCUGACUCACAGUCCAACACAGAUACAACACUUUCUCAGAAAAGAGGACGAUCAUCUUCCUUUACCAUCCUUCCUACCUUUCCACCCUCCCAGACAGUAAAGAAGAAUAACAUAUUCAUGACCUCAGCUCUUCUUCGAAGGAACACUAUCAAAAGUACAAAAGAAGGAUGCUUGUCACAAAAUCAGUUGCGGAAUGUCAUUAGACCUGCCAUUUUACAGCCACCACAAGCCCUCACAUAUCCUGAAAAUCCCAUAGCAUCUCUAGUGAUUAAGAAAGGAGCAUAUGUUCAGUUAUCUGAAAACAGCUCUUAUUCCUCAGCUGGGAAUUCAGUAAGUUUGAAGACAGCAGCAAGGUCAUCUGUUAGCAUGAAUCUUGCUAGCCCUAAAACAACACGAACUCAGCAAGUUGAAGACAGAAGUAUAGUAAACAGCAGCAAUUCUGAUUUUGUGUUUGGAGAAAACAUGAUUGAGAGAGUUUUGAGUCCUGAAAAGCAUCCCAAGACAUGUAAUGGAGCUGAUUCAUACAAAGCAGAAGUAACAUCCACGUACAUAGAAUCUUUUCAUGUUCAUCCACAAACAAAAACAGCUUUCUUGAAGAAUGCAACACUAACUGAAUCAGCAGCUGCUUGUAUUUCCAAGCCAGUGGAGAAAAUUCUAUUAGGUAAAGUUGAAAUUAUAACUGGAGAAGAAGCAGAACACAAUGUAUUACAGAUCAACUGCAAGCUCUUUGUAUUUAACAAGCUUUCUUUAACCUGGAUUGAAAGAGGCAGAGGAUCCCUGAGGCUUAAUGACACUUCUAGUAAUAAAUGUGGAAUGUUGCAAUCAAGGCUAAUUAUGCGAAAUCAAGGCAGUUUGAGACUGAUUCUCAACACCAGACUCUGGGAUCAAAUGGUGAUAAAAAGAGCAAAUAGAAAGAGUCUGUGCUUCACUGCAACAGACCAAGAUGACCACUCUGUUCAAGUGUUUCUGAUACAGGCAAGCUCAAAAGAUGCUGGAUACCUGUAUGCAGCAAUACAUCACCGCCUUGUGGCAUUGCGAAGCUUUACUGAGCAAGAAUCAGAUGCUAAUCAAAUAGACACUGAGUCAGAAAUAGCUUUUCAUCCAUUGAACUGUGAUAGUGAUGAUGAAGAUGAUGAAAAAAUAACUCAAGCAAGCAGCAGUGGAUCUGAUCAUUCUAGAUGCAACCACAGGCCGCCCGUAGUCUGCUCAUGACAGCUACCAGAGGUUACAACAGUGCAGCUGGGAGCUCAUCUUCCUGAAAUCUCUAAGCUGGCUCAUCAGUCCCUGGAGGGAGGAAAUCAGAUGCGUUUUACUUUAUGACUUUCAAGCAAAGGUUAAUUUUAGGGACAGCUUAAGUUUAAUACAUUGGAAAAGAAGCUGAGAUGCACUUUGAGGAUUCCAGUCAGCAUGCUUUGCACUGAGAUGAGAAUGACAGGAUGGCUUCCAAUAUUCAAGAAGUGUUACAAAGGCUCCAGGUUAUAGAGUUAAAUAUAUUUAUAGGCAUUAUUAAAGUAAGGAAUUUAAUACUGAUCAAUGUUCAUUCAUCAUAUUGAUGCAUAAAAUCACAUAACCGUGAAUAAUAGUAUACCUGAAGAUAUAUUUGUUUUUUUGGUCUGUUAUUUAAAACAUACAUUUUGAAGACUUUAAAUUGGGUUUCACUGAAAACAUUUUAAAUUAUGUAGCAGCAUUCAGCAUCCUCUUAAUCAGUACACACAAGAACUGUCAAUGGCAGUUUAGCAUAAGCAAGGUCUAUAGUAACCAGCCUUCAUAAUUGAACAAGUUUUGUAUUUUGAAAAUAUGUGGAGUUGUAGACUGGGUAUAAAAUUUUGUUAAAGGGCAAGGAACCAAGAUCUGCUUUUACACCCUCAAGCAUCAGGAGAAUUCAACAUUAAGAACUGAAAGACCGAAGUUCUAGGGGGCAUCUGAGCUUUAAAAUCUGAAAGUGUAUCCGUUUGCACUCAUGAACACCUUCUCUGCUUGCACAAAAGAAGCACUUGCACUGUUAAUUGUCCAUUUGAUAUAUACAAAUAAGUGCCCAAACAGUAUAACUGGAGAUCUCCAUAAAAAUUUAUCUUAAAUGUGUGAAAUUAGCUGACUACUUCAGACUUAUUUUUAGUUGUCAAUCUCCCUAAACAGCAUCAUCUCUUGCAAUGAGGCGAAGCUGUUACAUGCCCUAACACAUACAAUAAUCCCAACAGUGCCAAAGACCCAAUCACUUUGUAAAAGUGACUUCACAAGCUAUUUUUCACCAUCUAAUCAUUCCUACGCAGAAUUAGAAAAAUCAAUUCUCUUUAAUGCUACCUGUGAGCUAACAAAGUACCACAUCCUUCAUAACCCCAUGCUCAGUACAAAGACACUAUUUAAUGCUCUUCACUUUAAGAAAAUGUCUGUUUUCAUUCUCCUGCAAACCCUCUGCCACCUUUUAUAUUGUUGGUUACCAAAUACUAUUUUCUUGUCAUCCUCAGAGAUGAAAAAAUGUCCUAGAAUAUCUGAAGUUCUCUUCAUUAAGGUAGUUGUAAUGAUUUCAGAACCUUAAAAGCCAUUCUUGAAGAGUAAAAUUAAAAUUUAGUCUUCCCAUCUGAACGUAUAUAUGAAGUUGGAAGAAUUCCAGAUUCUUCCUGAAUUUUCAGUGCCCUGCCAAAAUUAGCAUCUGGAUUAUGCUGAAUCUUAAACAGCCUGCCAAAAUUAGCACUUGUCUGACAUUGAUUUAGCAUCUGGAUGACAGUGAGCCUAAGCGGGACUGCGGUUUUGCCUACAGGAAAAGGGAAGUGUUUCACAAGAGAACAUCUGUCUCAAAUAGUUAAGCUGGUAUACAGCAUUGGGAUUUUGUGACUCUUCAGUCUACUGAUAUUCAAGUAGCCAUGAUAACAAAAAUGUACUUUCCAUGUCUAGCUGUACGUUGUGUCCUUUCCUAUCAGUCUCAGUCCUGACCACAACUAUGCUUGUAUCACUGACCUCCAUAUUUCAUUGCUGCAACUCAUACUUAGGAACAAAGCUCCACGUUAUAAAAGCUUCCAACAGUUGUAAAACACGGCAGCCCUAUGUAUUGAGCAACAGGUCAUGGUGAGAACUUUGCCCUGGAGCUCAGCUGGUUAUGCAUUGAACGCAGCGUUUGAUUUCAAAGUCUGCCCUGAUAAUCAAAGCCCUCUAUGAAAUAGGGUCCAAGUGCCCAAGAGACUGUCAUGAUAUCCCACAAUAGCGAAAUUCUACUACAACUGUAGAAUCCUUGGCAAAUGAAGGGGUUCCAGAGCAGGAGAGACGGAGCUUUGGCAGAAAAGGACCUAAACUUUGGAAUUUGCUAUCACAACAUAUAUAACAAGGCUUAUGAUCCUCAGGAAAAAAACAAAAACUCUCCUUUGAGUUGCCUUUUCCCAAGAUCACUAUAUAUACAUGCAAGAAAAUAUAUAAGCACACACACUUAAAAAUGAAGCUGUAUCUCCUAAAAGCUGAGGAAAAAAAGAGAUGUUUAACUAUUUUAACUAUGUUGAAGAGUUUGGAUACUGUGGUAAUAGAGGCCAUAUAAAUACAUAGAUGUGCAGACAUAUUUAUGGUAUGCAUUUUUACUCUUGAGAUCCUAAUACAUUAUUUAUUCUAUUUAGUCUCAUUGCACUAAAAAUCAUUGUUUUCAAAACUGAAGGUAUGCUAAUAUGUAAUAUAUAAGCUGGUUUUGCUAAUGUAAAGUUUGUCAUUUUAUGACAGCCAGAGCAACAAAACAUUACUGUGUCCCCCAAAUAAACCAUUUUCUUAUGCCUUUCAGUCUAA
Dromaius novaehollandiae (emu) is the source of this 5327-nucleotide messenger RNA. Its product is annotated as ran-binding protein 3-like. The coding region runs from base 1260 to 2777 and encodes 505 amino acids. The transcript is spliced from 20 exons. Lineage: Eukaryota; Metazoa; Chordata; Aves; Casuariiformes; Dromaiidae. Gene Ontology annotation, molecular function: GTPase activator activity. Gene Ontology annotation, biological process: protein export from nucleus. The record is from RefSeq and is a predicted model, not a curated record. Gene Ontology annotation, cellular component: nuclear pore; cytoplasm.